GUCCCAGCAACCAAACGGCGUGUACCCACAAGAGACAUUAAAGAUAUAUACCAAAAGCGAUCAGAUCCAAAUCAAGUCAAAACCAAAGAUACAAAACCCGGAACGCAGGCAUUCACACCGUAUCACCCAGUUGAAAGACAUUUUUCUUGUUUUUUUUCCGUUGUUAAAUCAAAAGAAGAAGCGUUUCUCAAAACGUGUGCAUUUUGCAUUGUGAGUGGAUCGAAUCGAAACGGAAAUUGGAAGCCCGACAUAUCGAGGAAUUCCAGCCAGCCAAAAGCCAAAAACUAAGAGGAGCUACUUCUAAAAACACCAAGAAAAGCAAAAGUGUUGCGAAUUCGCGGUGACAAAGGGCCGAAGAGCAAAGCGGCCAACCACCCAACUAUCCAACCAUCCAACUGCCACUUUCCGGACCAGUUUGCCCGGUACCACUAGGCCACCAAUCUGCAAGAUCCCAGCCAGAACCCGGAACCCAAUAAGGCCAAGCCCGGUGGAACUAUGACGGACGUAUCGCACGAAUUGGGCGCCCUGCGCUUCGUGGUGGACUCACCGCUGUCCUCCAAAGUAGCCAUGUUCAACAACCAGGCGACUCAGCACAAGCAGUCGCAGCUGCUGAAUCCCUUCUCCCAGGACGGACGCGCCUCCUCUCCGAAACCGACUUUCUCGAAGGAUCAGUAUGGAAAACCACUGGCCGGCAGCCUCACGGAGAUGCGUGGCCAGAAGGCCAACAUCCACGUAAUGAAGGAGAUGCUGGAACUGUGCCAGAUCAUCAAUUCGGAGGGCUACGACGUCAAGGACGAGCCCACCAUGCGCGUGAUUCCCUUCGGCGAGCUGUUCAAUAUCUACAACUACAUCUCCGACAAGGUGGUGGGCAUUCUGUUGCGCGCCCGCAAACACAAGUUGGUGGAUUUCGAGGGCGAGAUGCUGUACCAGCGGCGGGAUGACAAUGUGCCGGUGUUCCUGCUGAAGCCCAUCAAGGAAAUCCGCGCCGAGAUGGACGCCAAGAUCGAGGACAUCAAGCGGGCGGCCAGUCCCGCGCCACCGCAGUCCACAUCGGUGCUGAUGGACCGCAGUGCGCACGAGCAGAAUCUCAAAUCGAGGACUCCCUCGCCGGCAGUGGGCAAAUCCGCUAAGGCCAAGUCCGCAUCGCCUGCGCCGGUGGCCAAGGCCUCUGCUCCAGCUCCAGCUCCAGCGGCUCCAGUUGUGGAAGCAGCUCCAGCAGCAGCCCCAGUUGUGGAUGCAGCUCCAGCAACAGCCCCUGCUCCUCCAGCAGAAGCCACUCCUGUGGCAGAUCCAGCUCCCUCUGCAGAACCUGCUCCUGCUGCGGAGCCCACUCCAGCAGCAGCUCCUGCUCCUGCUCCCGUUGAGAUUAAGACAUUGGCGCCGGGCGUGCCUGAGCCUGUGCCAGUGGCUGUGAUAGUCACGGAAGCACCACCAACCACAGAGGAAGCCACACCAACCAUCAGCGAACCGCAAACGGAGGAGGCAGCUGCUCCUUCUGCGCCUGCAGCCGCUGAGGACUUGCCCACAAUUGUGAUCGAAGCCACCGCCGAGUUUGUGCGCACCAUCAGCGUGGAGCAGCUGGCGCCCAGUCCCGAAGCAGUCGCCCAAUCCCAGCCAGAGCCCACGUCUGCCUAAGCCGGGGACCAAGGACUCGAUGGAAGGAAUAAACAUCCCCUGGAAUCGUUUAAAAGGAACUCUCGCAACUACUAAAGCGGCAGCUUUAAAUUGCAGUAGUUUAGUUUACGGCGUACUUAGUUUAAUUUACAAUUAGAGCAACACAACACUGAAGACAGAAUAUCGAGAGCGAUUAUCUAUUUAUUUAUAUGUAUCCAUUAACCGACGACCAAAGGAGCAAGUUUCCUCAAUUUUUUAAUCAUUACUUUAUGGAAAUUAAUCAAAGUUUUCCACAUACAAAAGUUGGGAAAGUGCAAAGCGAUAUAAUAUAUUAAUAAAAUAAAUACACGUACAUAGACACAGUAAAAAAA
Molecule: messenger RNA, 1985 nt
Organism: Drosophila rhopaloa
Lineage: Eukaryota; Metazoa; Arthropoda; Insecta; Diptera; Drosophilidae
Product: GATA type zinc finger protein asd-4
Exons: 4
Coding region: 496-1635 (379 amino acids)
Biological process (GO): positive regulation of Rho protein signal transduction
Molecular function (GO): actin binding
Source: RefSeq, a predicted model, not a curated record